GGCAGCGGGCCAAUCAAAACCGCACUGGCAGACGUCACGAGGCGAACUUGACGAGCUGAUUGGUGGGAACGGGGAGGGGGGACAGCCCCUGUCCUUUUAUAGACGACCCCGUCCAGCGCGUAAAAGCUACUGGGCACCGCUGACAGCGCGCAGAGACGCAUAUUGGACACUGUACAUCUCAGCGACUCCAUUCCUCUGAACGGGCCACACGGAGGUGCAUGGCCCCAUCCCCUUGUAUCGUGAUGAAUCCUGUGCAGGGGUCGCCGUCCCAAGACGCCAAACAGCUUCAUCAAAAGGAGGAGACGGACACGGAGGGAGAGGAGCCUAAAGACAUGACCACCGAGAAAGGAUACAAACUGCAGCGGAGCAGCCUCCCGUUUAGCGUCGAGUCGUUGAUUUCCAAGAAGACCACCUGUCGGACUUCUUAUUCCCCCUCAGAAUUAGCUCUGGUCCUGCCCAAGCCCGUGGCGGGGCAGGGCGCGCAGUUCUCUCCAAGGACUUUUUACGCGGAGAGUAAGGUUUCCGCGGAGAGCUCGCAGGGUGUUUCCAGUAGCUCCAGCGAGGACAGUCCGCAGUUUUGUGAGAAAGAUCAGAGCACUUGGUUCCAGACGUCCUCCUUUUCUACUCCUCCUCGGAGCUCAAGUCCAACUCAGUGUACUUUACGGAAACACAAAAACAACAGGAAACCUCGCACGCCCUUCACUACCUCCCAGCUGCUGGCGCUGGAGCGCAAGUUUCGCCAGAAGCAGUACCUCUCCAUCGCCGAGAGAGCAGAGUUCUCCAACUCUCUCAACCUGACGGAGACUCAGGUCAAAAUUUGGUUCCAGAACAGGAGGGCCAAAGCGAAGAGACUGCAGGAGGCCGAGCUGGAAAAGUUUAAACUGGCCUCCAAGCCCGUCCUGCCCGCCUUCGCGCUGCCGUUCCCCAUCGGAGCGCACAUGGGCUCUCCAACGUGGGGCCCUUCAAGCGCCUUCCCGAGGCCCAGUCUGCCGGUCCCAGGACUGUUCAGUGGACCCGUUACAUAUGGGAUGUACUAUUUGUCUUAGUGUUCCUGUGUGUGUGUGUGUGUGUGAGAGAGAGAGAGAGAGAGAGAGAGUGGUGUGUGUGUGUGUGUGUGUGGUUUUAUGUCCUCUGCUUGCAAUACACGUAUGAGGACGGUGCGUCCUUAACAUCCGGGAAAACCAUUUUUGUAUUUUCAAUUUGGAGUUUAGAGAUAUUUUUCUAACCUCCAGAAUUGAAGACAAAUAAGAUUUGGGACACACUUUGAUAUAUAAGUGUGUGCGUAACUGGGCCGAGUUCGUUCACUUACUCUCCGCAUUUUAAGUGCUGCGGCUUGUGGAUUCACAGGCCCGUUUAGGCAAUACUCCAAAUGUUAAAUGUCAGGUUUUUAAACGACAUGCCUUAAAUAUCUCAUUCCAGUCCGUCCACCGUGCUCCGCAGUAGUUUGUGAAACUGGACAUUUAAAGUGUGCCCGAACAUGAAGGCAAUCAUCUACUGAAGCGGAGGAGAAAAUAAACGCUUAAAAGCAACAGAAAAGUACUUAAACGGUGUCAGUGCCUUAGGACCAGUGUAUCACUUGAAGUUUUUCUGCUUGUUCGGCAUUGACUGUUCUCUGUCAUCACCGGGUAAAACUGCAGUUUUCCAUAGUGGCUGUUUGAAUGUCUGUAUUUCCUUACAGCGGUUCCUGUCACAAUUUCUAUACUUUGUAAACAUGAAGCAAAAUUAUAUUUUAGGAAACACAUGUAUUAGAUAUUUUUUUACUCUCAACGUGGCCUUUGUGGGAGUGAUGAUAGGUUUUCUUUCGAGGAAUUUUGCUGUAAAUGUAAAUAAAAUGUGUAGUGUUGAUAAAGCCCUGCAGCCUCCCCUGAAGAGCAGCAGGAAAAGCGGUAUUUAUUGAAUAUCUUUGUAUCUGUACUGUGUACAUACAUCACUCUAUCUAAAUGUUCAGUUACUUGUAAAAACUGAUUUUAGUAAAUAAACAUUAUACAAGG
Messenger RNA from Lates calcarifer (barramundi perch), 1991 nucleotides. Its product is annotated as homeobox protein MSH-C. The record is from RefSeq and is a predicted model, not a curated record. Bases 219 to 1046 code for a protein of 275 amino acids. Gene Ontology annotation, cellular component: nucleus. Gene Ontology annotation, biological process: embryonic morphogenesis; regulation of transcription by RNA polymerase II. Lineage: Eukaryota; Metazoa; Chordata; Actinopteri; Centropomidae. Gene Ontology annotation, molecular function: DNA-binding transcription factor activity, RNA polymerase II-specific; RNA polymerase II transcription regulatory region sequence-specific DNA binding. The transcript has 2 exons.